Molecule: messenger RNA, 2843 nt
Organism: Triplophysa rosa
Lineage: Eukaryota; Metazoa; Chordata; Actinopteri; Cypriniformes; Nemacheilidae
Gene: rab3aa
Product: RAB3A, member RAS oncogene family, a
Exons: 6
Coding region: 123-785 (220 amino acids)
Biological process (GO): protein localization to plasma membrane; regulation of synaptic vesicle fusion to presynaptic active zone membrane; regulation of exocytosis
Cellular component (GO): plasma membrane; synaptic vesicle; endosome
Molecular function (GO): GTPase activity; GTP binding
Source: RefSeq, a predicted model, not a curated record
CUCGGCUCCAGUCGGGUGACGCAGCCAAGAGAGCAGGUGCACGGGCUGAGAGCAGUAUCCAAACCGCACUAAAUAAACCAACCGUUACGAAGAAAGUCAUACAGGUGUGAAAUGACUAGAGGAUGGCCUCAGCCAAUGAUGCUCGAUAUGGACAAAAAGAGUCUUCAGAUCAGAACUUCGACUACAUGUUCAAGAUCCUGAUUAUUGGUAACAGCAGUGUGGGCAAAACCAGCUUCCUCUUCCGCUAUGCUGAUGACUCCUUCACACCUGCUUUUGUCAGUACUGUGGGCAUAGACUUUAAAGUAAAGACCAUCUAUAGAAAUGACAAGAGGAUAAAGCUCCAAAUAUGGGACACAGCUGGACAAGAGCGGUACAGGACCAUCACAACAGCGUACUACCGUGGAGCUAUGGGCUUUAUUCUUAUGUAUGACAUCACCAACGAGGAUUCCUUUAAUGCCGUUCAGGACUGGUCCACACAGAUUAAGACAUAUUCAUGGGACAAUGCUCAAGUGCUUCUGGCAGGAAAUAAAUGUGACAUGGAAGAUGACAGAGUAGUCUCUUCAGAUAGAGGAAGACAGCUGUCCGAACAGCUAGGCUUUGAGUUUUUUGAAACCAGUGCCAAAGACAACAUCAAUGUGAAGCAGACGUUUGAGCGACUGGUGGACAUCAUCUGUGAGAGGAUGUCAGAAAGUCUGGAGUCUGGCGAUUCCAACGUCGCCGAAAACAAACUAGGACCUCAGCUCAACGAACAACCGCAGCGGUCCAGUAGGGACUGCGCUUGCUAAGGAUCGUUCUCAACUUCUCCACCAAUCACUUCCCUGCAGACUGAACAUUGGAUCUAUCCUCUAUACUAAAGGAAGGCUUGGGUAGUAGGAGUCAGAUCUGAUGUGAUCUUAUUUUCUGCGUCACCUUUGUAAGGUUGACAUCCAAACAUUUCUUAAACAUGUUGGCAUAUGUAAGCAAUGUUACUCAAGUUAAUUGGACAAAAGUAUGGGGGAAAUGAAUUUCGAACAAAAAUACUCCGUUAAUCACGUUAUUGUGGCACAGUAUCAAAAAGUCUCUUUCUUGAAUGAGCUUUCAUGAAUAUUUGUAUCUAUGUUUUGAGUUUUGUCGAGGUAAAGUUGUAUACAUACAGUAUAUGUAUACAGUUGACACCAGACUGUUGUAUAGAAACUAUUAGCAUAAAGGGUCAAUCCUACAGAAUGAAACGUUGGUAGAAUUUUAAAAUUGAGCGCACGCUAAUACAUUUGUUCAGUUUUACUUUUAAAUAACUCCAUGUUAAUAUAUGACAUAAGGAAAGUAAAGAUGAUAUUGUGGUAUAGAUGUAAUAAGGAAGAGUUUAUAAAUGUGUGGUUUUUGUAAUAUGAAAGAAUUAAUUACUUUAAAAAGAUAUGGGGGAUUUCAGGACUACAUUAAUGCAUGUUCUGCUUUUCCUCUGGUUCUUCAAUCUUUUCUGUUACUGUGCUUGUGCGCAUGUUGGUAUGUCAACAUAUACGAUUUUUGGUUUACAAGCAUAGCUAAGAAUUGCUGUCAUUCUGCAAGCCAAAAAUAUAAUCAAAGCUUUAAUAAAGAGAAACUUCAUCAGGGUCAUUAGCUGUAAAUAGUUAAAUUAGUUUCUGGAAAUGUAAUUUUAAUGAGCAAAUAAAGUAAUAAUGCAUUGUGAUUAUUAUUAUGAUUGAUCCCAGGUUUUAGAAUAUUAAAAAGAUAUUUUAUAGAUAACUGGUUUAUGCAGGUAUAGAUAGGCAGGUUAUGCACCAUUGGUUGAUCACUUUCUGUUAAAUCACUUCCAAUAUGUUAUUGCAUGUUAUGUUAAAGUGAUAGUUCACCAAAAAAACGAAAAUUCUGUCAUCAUUUAUUCACCCUCUUGUCAUUUCAAACCUGUAUGACUUUCUUUCUUCUGCAGAACACAGAAGAAGAUAUCGUGAAGAAAGCUGGUAACCAAACAUCAGUGGAACCCAUUCACUUGCACUGGUUUUGUGUCAAUACAAUAGAGGUGAAUGGGUGUCACUGCUGUUAGGUUACCAACUUUCUUCACAAUAUCUUUUGUGUUUUGCGGAAGAAAGUCAUACAGCUUUGAAAUCACAAGAGGCUAAGUAAAUGAUGACAGAUUUUUCAUUUUUGGGUGAAAUUCUGCCGUUUUAUUUAUUUUAUUAAUAAUUUAUUUAUUUACAUGCAUUUUUUUAUUAGUAGAAAUUGAGGACAGAAUGAGCUACUGCACUCUCUCUGAACAAGCCUAGACCCCGGAUGUGUCACUUUCAAAACCCGAUAAAUGUCUCUGUAGAAAUAGCGAGUGCUGGUUUCCCCCUAUGCAAUUCAGAAGCUAUGCUAUACCAAAUAGUCUCUGAAUAUGCAGGGACAUUUUCUGUGUGUUUGUGAUGUUUUUUUAAUAAAUUAUACGUUCUUAAAAUUAUGAAUUUAUAACUUGUUUAUGAUCUAUUCUGGUCACAUUACAGCAGAGUCACAGACGUAUACAUUUUGAGACAUUUACAUAAAGGUCGCUGUUAGAAGCAGAAGCCAAUACAUUGGGUUUGAAAAUCUGUUUGGUUUUGAUACUCUUUUUGUUGUAGUUUGUUUCAUAAUGAGUUUCUUGUAUGUUUGUUAUGUUGCUGUUUUUUUUAUUAAAUUAUAGAUUUCCUUACCAUUUGACACUGUUUUAUUUCCAUAAAAAGAACAAGAAAAACUGUUUUAGGUAAUUUACCUCAUGUCAUGUUGUUUUCUCACUGGGUGCAAAGAAUAAGGUUAGGCUAAACCACUGUAUUGGAAACUGAUAUAAACGGCACACAAAAUAAGUUUUGUUCAGAAUGAAAUGGCCACAUGCAUUCCAUCUAUUGAGUUAAAUAAAA